Messenger RNA from Phyllotreta striolata, 447 nucleotides. Lineage: Eukaryota; Metazoa; Arthropoda; Insecta; Coleoptera; Chrysomelidae. The record is from the annotation of a GenBank genome assembly.
AUGGAGACCCACGCGUUAAUUUUCUUACUCCUAACGAUUUUCGCGACAUCCUGUCUAUGCGAACUUACUUGUUACGAUUGCGAUCCGAUCAAUGCCACACCCGAAGCCUGCAAACAUCCCAAAGACAAUCUUGUUGUUAAUAGUAAUUGUAAAGCACAACCAAACACCACAACAUUGUGCAUGUCCGCGUACGUCAAAGACACCGCGAAUGCAAACAAUUCGGGAAUAUACAGGGGUUGCGUGAACAAACCCAUCGAUGUGAACGAUGCGUGCGAUUGGUUGAAGGAAAAUUCCAAUCUAACGUACAUGUCUUGCCAAGUUUGCAACGAACACCUUUGCAACCAGAUCCUGUUGAAUCCGGACGGAUCGAGCUCAUCGAACUCCAUUUACAAUUACUCGUUUAUGCUUUGUAUGGCUCUAAUGGGAGUUUUCCGCUUACUUCGCUAA